GAUCAAAAUCUGUCUUGGUGAACCAAUGGUAGAUAUUUCUGUAACACUAGAGCCAUCAUACCCCACCAGUCAUAGAAUCAAUAAAAUCAACUUGGUUAUUUAUCGAUUCAGUAAGAGAGCUGUUUUUACCACGGUGCUGAGUUCGGUCUUUGAGUUCAGUGCAUCCUUAUCAGGAAUUAAGUUCGGGCUUGCACUUUCGAAUGUAGAACGCCUCAAAUGAUCGCAAGUUGACAAGAUCGUUUUCUCGUGCGAUUUAUUCUUGUUUUGCACUGCUUGAUUUAUAAAGAAAUGAUCUCUCAAAGUUUUAAGGUAAGCAAUAGACCACUCGUGACGACGUGAUUAUUUUCUAGAUUUUUCUUUUGUGCAAACUAUAGGUGUCCGUUUUGAGAAGACUUACCUUGUAACCGUGGGCAUCGACUUCGGGACAACGUAUAGUGGAUUUGCUUUCUCAUUCAACAAGGAACAAGGUGAUGACUCGAUUUUUAUGAACAGAGACUGGUUGAACGAACAAGGCCAUCGAACAAGCAAGACACCCACAUGCCUGCUACUUAAACCAGACCGGUCAUUCGACUCGUUUGGAUACAAAGCGGUGGAGAAGUAUGCAAAUCUGAGGAGCGUUUAUGAAGAGAAAGAGUUCUUGUUUUUCCAGCAUUUCAAGAUGUCAUUGCAUAACGAAGAGAACAUAGACUUGAGAGCCGUCCUUUAUGACGUCAAUGGAAAACGUGCUGAGGCCAAGACAGUGUUUGCACACUCCAUCAGGUUUCUAAUGGACGAGGCAGUUAAUUUCAUUCGCCUCGAAACGAGAGAUGAUGGAUUUAAAGCGGAUGAUAUCCAGUGGGUUUUAACUGUUCCCGCCAUAUGGACUCCAGGAGCAAAGCAAUUCAUGAGAGAAGCAGCUUACGAAGUAAAGUAGCAGCACUAUUUGUACAAGUCAUGUGUUGUUCAAUUGAGGCGCAAAUGUGUUCCACUGAACUUGAAAUGAAUAGGGGGAGUAAACUCACUGACCUGUGCCGGGAGCUGGUUUCUGUAGCAUGAAAUGAAUGAAGUAUUGGUAUAUGGGCUCGCCUUGGACAGAACAGAAUGCCAGUCCAUCCUGAGUUCCAAGGCAUUUUGUCAGAUUGCCAUUAGACCUUCUGAGUGGCCUUAUGAGAGUAUAAGAAGUUUUGCCCAAGAACACAGUUCACAGUGACCUAUAAAGGGCACGGUCCGGGCCGCUCGGCUCAGACCCCUUUGUUUUCUUCAUUACUUUUGGCCUCCAAUAUCAUCUUUACUAUCGUCAUUAAACUUAUGGCGAACAAUACGCAUAACCUAUCUGCCUUUUCUUUCCGUUUUACGUAGUGUCUAUGUUCUGUCUAUGUUAAAUGAAAAACAUAGAGUUCGUGGGUUAAUAGAUUAGUUGGUGAUGAGCCCGAACGUGGAAACAAUUAAUUUGAAAUUGAUUUGCUUUGAUCAGUUAAACCUGUCUUGAAGUUUUUGAAGUCCUUACAGGAUGAGAAUUGGGAGUGGCAAUUUUACCGUGGAUUCUCGAGAGUAACAACCCUCUUUUUUUUGCAAACUUGCUAA
Messenger RNA from Orbicella faveolata, 1563 nucleotides. RefSeq names its product heat shock 70 kDa protein 12A-like. The record is from RefSeq and is a predicted model, not a curated record. Gene Ontology annotation, molecular function: ATP-dependent protein folding chaperone; ATP binding. Lineage: Eukaryota; Metazoa; Cnidaria; Anthozoa; Scleractinia; Merulinidae.